GCCUCCUCGCGCGGUAAUGGGAGGCUCCUAGGCAGGAGAAGCAAAAGGAGGAAUUGUUUGCGAGUUCAGUCAUCCAAAAAAGCUUCUUCCAUAUGGAGGGACCGGGUGCGCUGGGCGCGGCGUCCCCUGCCUCGUUCCCCUGCUGCCGCGGCCGCCGCUUCCUGCAGCGGGGACCCUGAGCCCCGGCCCGCCGGUGUCAGCCGCCGCGCGCGCACACACACACUCACACACGCACCUAGAGACACACGCACACACACGGCGCGCACACGCACGCGCCCUCCCUCUCCGGUCGGCGACUUCUCCGGCCGGGGCUCCUUUGUUGCUCCCGCCGCGGCCGCUCGCCCGUGUUGUGUGUCUGCGGUGUCACCGCGCGUGUUGUGUGUCCGUGCGGCGCGGCGCUGUGUGGCUCUCUCCGCGCCCACCACGCUGGCCCCCGGGCCCCGGCUCGCCCUCUCCAGGCGCCGGCUGCACCAGAGUUUCAGAACAAGCUUCCUGGAACCCAUGACCCAUGAAGUCUUGUCAACAUUCAUACUGUCUGAGGGUAGCAGCUCAAAAGUAGAAGAAGUAGCAGAGUGUUGCCGGGGAAGGCAGUAUCUCUUUGUGUGACCCUGGCGGCUUAUGGGACAUUGGCUUCAGACCUUCUGUGAUACACUGUGCUGCGUGGGACGAUGACGUGGAGAGGAAAGAGGCCCGAGGUGACACUGGCUUGCCUCCUCUUAGCCACAGCAGGGUGCCUUGCUGACCUGAAUGAUGUCCCUCAGGUCACUGUCCAGCCUUCAUCCACUGUCCAAAAGCCCGGAGGCACUGUGAUCCUGGGCUGCGUGGUGGAACCCCCAAGGAUGAAUGUAACCUGGCGCCUGAAUGGGAAGGAGCUGAGUGGCUCAGAUGAUGCUCUGGGUGUCCUCAUCACCCAUGGGACCCUCGUCAUCACUGCCCUUAACAACCACACUGUGGGACGGUACCAGUGUGUGGCCUGGAUGCCUGCGGGAGCUGUGGCCAGCGUACCAGCCACUGUGACACUAGCCAAUCUCCAGGACUUCAAGUUAGAUGUGCAGCACGUGAUUGAAGUGGAUGAGGGAAACACAGCAGUCAUUGCCUGCCACCUGCCUGAGAGCCACCCCAAAGCCCAGGUCCGGUACAGCGUCAAACAAGAGUGGCUGGAGGCCUCCAGAGAUAACUACCUGAUCAUGCCCUCGGGGAACCUCCAGAUUGUGAAUGCCAGCCAGGAGGAUGAGGGCAUGUACAAGUGUGCGGCCUACAACCCAGUGACCCAGGAAGUGAAAACCUCCGGCUCCAGCGACAGGCUGCGUGUGCGCCGCUCCACUGCUGAGGCUGCCCGCAUCAUCUACCCACCGGAGGCCCAAACCAUCAUUGUCACCAAAGGCCAGAGUCUCAUUCUUGAGUGUGUAGCCAGUGGAAUCCCACCCCCACGAGUCACCUGGGCCAAGGAUGGGUCCAGUGUCACUGGCUACAACAAGACACGCUUCCUGCUGAGCAACCUCCUCAUCGACACCACCAGCGAGGAGGACUCGGGCACCUACCGCUGCAUGGCGGACAAUGGGGUGGGGCAGCCUGGGGCAGCGGUCAUCCUCUAUAAUGUCCAGGUGUUCGAACCCCCUGAGGUCACCAUGGAGCUGUCCCAGCUGGUCAUCCCCUGGGGCCAGAGUGCCAAGCUCACCUGCGAGGUGCGCGGGAACCCCCCGCCCUCUGUGCUGUGGCUGAGAAAUGCCGCGCCCGUGAUCUCCAGCCAGCGCCUCCGGCUCUCCCGCAGGGCCCUGCGCGUGCUCAGCAUGGGGCCGGAGGAUGAAGGCGUCUACCAGUGCAUGGCCGAGAACGAAGUCGGGAGCGCCCACGCUGUGGUCCAGCUGCGGACUUCCAGGCCAAGCACAACCCCAAGGCUAUGGCAGGAUGCUGAGCCGGCCACUGGCACGCCUCCUGCACCACCCUCCAAUCCCGGCAGCCCUGAGCAGAUGCUGAGAGGGCAACCGGCGCUCCCCAGACCCUCGACGGCAGUACAGCCUGCUUCCCCGCAGUGUCCAGGAGAGAAGGGGCAGGGGGCUCCCGCCGAGGCCCCCAUCAUCCUCAGCUCGCCCCGCACCUCCAAGACCGACUCAUAUGAACUGGUGUGGCGGCCUCGGCAUGAGGGCGGUGGCCGGGCACCGAUCCUCUACUAUGUGGUGAAACACCGCAAGCAGGUCACAAACUCCUCUGAUGAUUGGACCAUCUCUGGCAUUCCAGCCAACCAGCACCACCUGACCCUCAGCAAACUUGACCCCGGGAGCUUGUAUGAAGUGGAGAUGGCAGCUUACAACUGUGCAGGCAAGGGCCAGACAGCCAUGGUCACCUUCCGAACUGGACGGCGGCCCAAACCUGAGAUCGUGGCCAGCAAGGAGCAGCAGAUCCAGAGAGACGACCCUGGAGCCAGCCCCCAGAGCAGCAGCCAGUCGGAUCAUGGCCGCCUCUCCCCCCCGGAAGCUCCCGACAGGCCCACCAUCUCCAUGGCCUCUGAGACCUCCGUGUAUGUGACCUGGAUCCCCCGUGGCAAUGGUGGGUUCCCAAUCCAGUCCUUCCGUGUGGAGUACAAGAAGCUCAAGAAAGUGGGAGACUGGAUUCUGGCCACCAGCGCGAUCGCCCCCUCGCGGCUCUCCGUGGAGAUCACAGGCCUAGAGAAAGGCACCUCCUACAAGUUCCGAGUCCGGGCUCUGAACAUGCUGGGGGAGAGCGAGCCUAGCGCCCCCUCUCGGCCCUACGUGGUGUCGGGCUACAGCGGCCGCGUGUACGAGAGGCCGGUGGCGGGUCCUUACAUCACCUUCACGGACGCCGUCAAUGAGACCACCAUCAUGCUCAAGUGGAUGUACAUCCCAGCAAGUAACAACAACACCCCGAUCCAUGGCUUUUAUAUCUAUUACCGACCCACAGACAGUGACAACGAUAGUGACUACAAGAAGGAUAUGGUGGAAGGGGACAGGUACUGGCACUCUAUCAGCCACCUGCAGCCAGAGACCUCCUAUGACAUUAAGAUGCAAUGCUUCAAUGAAGGAGGGGAGAGCGAGUUCAGCAACGUGAUGAUCUGUGAGACCAAAGCUCGGAAGUCUUCUGGCCAGCCUGGUCGACUGCCACCUCCAACUCUGCCCCCCCCACAGCCACCCCCUCCUGAAACCAUAGAGCGACCUGUGGGCACUGGGGCCAUGGUGGCUCGCUCCAGCGACCUGCCCUAUCUGAUUGUUGGGGUUGUCCUGGGCUCCAUCGUUCUCAUCAUCGUCACCUUCAUCCCCUUCUGCUUGUGGAGGGCCUGGUCCAAGCAAAAACAUACAACAGACCUGGGUUUUCCUCGAAGUGCCCUUCCACCCUCUGCCUGCCCAUAUACUAUGGUGCCAUUGGGAGGACUCCCAGGCCACCAGGCCAGCGGAGAGCCCUACCUCAGUGGCAUCAGUGGACGGGCCUGUGCCAACGGGAUCCACAUGAACAGGGCCUGCCCCAUGGCUGCAGUGGGCCACCUGGGCAUGAAGCCACAGCAGCACUGCCCAGGCGAGCUGCAGCAGCAGAAUGACACAGGCAGCCUGCUGAGGCAGAACCUUCUUGGCAAUGGAUACGACCCCCAAAAUCACCAGAUCACCAGGGGUCCAGAGUCUAGCCCGGAUGAGGGCUUUUUCUUAUACACGCUGCCUGACGACUCCACUCACCAGCUGCUGCAGCCCCACCACGACUGCUGCCAACGCCAGGAGCCACCUGCUGCUGUGGGCCAGUCAGGGGUGAGGAGAGCCCCCGAGAAUCCUGGCCUGGAAGCAGCGUGGGACCCUCCAUUUCACUCAGGGCCCCCAUGCUGCUUGGGCCUUGUACCAGUUGAAGAGGUGGACAGUCCUGACUCCUGCCAAGUGGGUGGAGGAGACUGGUGUCCCCAGCACCCCACGGGGGCCUGCGUCGGACAGGAACCUGGGAUGCGGCUCUCGCCGGGACCACCGGUGCACGUGUCUUUCGAAACACCACCUCCCACAAUUUAGGCAGAAGCUGAUAUCCCAGAAAGACUAUAUAUUGUUUUUUCUUUCUUAAAAAAAACAGAGAAAAUUGGUAUUUAUUUUUCUAUUAUAGCCAUAUUUAUAUAUUUAUGCACUUGUAAAUAAAUGUGUAUGUUUUAUAAUUCUGGAGCGACAUAAGGAAUCCUAUCCGUUGAGGUUGGAGAGGGAAAAUAAAGAAGCUGUCACCUAAGAGAAAUCACCCAGAAAAGCACCGCACAGGCUGGCGUGGGCCCGACUCCUCACCUGGGGCCUCUGCAGUGGCAGAGGAGGCUGCGGGAGGCCCACAGAUAAGCUGACGAGAGGAAGGAUCCCAGGCACGUGGUUCAUCAGGACCACAAGGGAAAAGCAAGGGUCACGGUAUCACAGCCCGGAGACACCCACACAGCUGGCUGGAUCCGGUGCUACUGGAAACAUUUUCCUAAGAUGGCUAUAAGAACAGACCAAGAUGUGUACAGCACUAUGAGCAUUAAAAAUCCUUCCAGAAUCAAUAACCCGUGGCAGCAUAUCUCUGUAAAAACAAACCCUGUAACUUCUAAAUAAAUGUUUAGUCUUCCCUGUAACCUUC
This is a messenger RNA of Saimiri boliviensis boliviensis (Bolivian squirrel monkey), 4581 nucleotides long. It is a transcript of the gene BOC, whose product is annotated as BOC cell adhesion associated, oncogene regulated. Gene Ontology annotation, biological process: axon guidance; nervous system development; cell-cell adhesion. NCBI's taxonomy places the organism in Eukaryota, Metazoa, Chordata, Mammalia, Primates, Cebidae. The record is from RefSeq and is a predicted model, not a curated record. Gene Ontology annotation, cellular component: axon. Gene Ontology annotation, molecular function: protein binding.